This is a messenger RNA of Arachis stenosperma, 2567 nucleotides long. Its product is annotated as DNA gyrase subunit B, chloroplastic/mitochondrial-like. The coding region runs from base 114 to 2354 and encodes 746 amino acids. Gene Ontology annotation, biological process: DNA topological change. The record is from RefSeq and is a predicted model, not a curated record. Gene Ontology annotation, molecular function: ATP binding; DNA topoisomerase type II (double strand cut, ATP-hydrolyzing) activity; DNA binding. NCBI's taxonomy places the organism in Eukaryota, Viridiplantae, Streptophyta, Magnoliopsida, Fabales, Fabaceae. Gene Ontology annotation, cellular component: chromosome. The transcript has 21 exons.
GAGUGAGAGGAGGGAAAAACAACAUCCUUGGUCCAAACUCCAAAAAUUGUUUAUGUUUACAUUUUGAUUUCUAUGACGCAGAGAACGCAACAGAGUCACUUUGACUGUGAGUGAUGGCGCUUCUUCUCUUUGUUCUGCGCCCAGCUCCUCCUCCUCCUCCUCGUACUCUUCGUUUCUUCAUGGCUUCCUCUCGCUUAUUCUCCGCAUCUUCUCCUCACUUCCAUCCACUUCCCCAUUCUUCUGCUACUCUCUCUUCGUCUUUCUCUCUUUCCACCUCUCACUCUUCACUCUUCAAACCCAGGGUGAGUUUGCAGCUGGGAAAGUUGCCUAGUUUCCGUUUGGUGCAAAAUGGUGUCACACCAAGGGCGUAUAUGUCUUCACUCUCAGCAGCUGAAACUUCUCAGAAGAGUGAAAGUUCAAAAGCUUAUGGUUCUGAUCAAAUUCAGGUACUUGAAGGCUUGGAUCCUGUUAGGAAAAGACCUGGAAUGUAUAUUGGAAGCACUGGCCCGCGUGGGUUGCACCAUUUGGUUUAUGAAAUUUUGGAUAAUGCUGUUGACGAGGCUCAAGCUGGAUUUGCUUCCAAGAUUGAUGUUGUUUUACAAUCGGAUGGUUCUGUAAGCAUAACUGACGAUGGUCGUGGGAUUCCUACCGACUUACAUCCAGUUACAAAAAAAUCGGCUUUGGAGACAGUGUUGACGGUCUUGCAUGCUGGUGGAAAAUUUGGCGGGGCCAACAGUGGGUACUCUGUUUCAGGAGGUUUACAUGGUGUUGGUUUAUCGGUUGUCAAUGCCUUGUCUGAGGCGUUAGAGGUAACAGUUUGGCGUGAUGGAUUAGAAUACAAGCAAAAGUAUUCUCGUGGAAAGCCAAUAACAACUCUGACAUGCCUUGUGCUUUCAGAUGAAAAGAAAGAUCGUCAGGGAACAUCUAUAAGAUUUUGGCCUGACAAAGAAGUAUUCACCACUGCUAUUCAGUUUGACUACAACACAAUAGCUGGGCGCAUUAGGGAGUUGGCCUUCCUCAACCCAAAGCUUACUAUCACACUUCAGAAAGAAGAUGAUGAUCCAGAAAAGAUCCAAUAUAAUGAAUAUUUCUUUGCUGGAGGUUUGGUUGAAUAUGUGAAAUGGCUUAACACUGAUAAGAAAGCUCUUCACGAUGUUCUGAGUUUUAGCAAACAAACAGAUGGAAUCAGUAUUGAUAUAGCUUUUCAAUGGUGUGAAGAUGCAUAUUCAGACACUAUAUUGGGAUAUGCAAAUAGUAUACGCACUAUUGAUGGUGGCACCCAUAUCGAUGGUAUGAAGGCUUCUUUAACUAGAACACUUAAUAGUCUUGGAAAGAAAUCAAAAGUUAUCAAGGAUAAGGAUAUUACUUUAAGUGGUGAGCAUGUGAGAGAGGGUCUAACAUGUGUUGUCUCAGUGAAGGUCCCAAAUCCAGAGUUUGAAGGACAAACAAAGACAAGAUUGGGAAAUCCUGAGGUGCGGAAAGUGGUUGAUCAAGCUAUGCAAGAGUAUCUCUCGGAGCAUUUGGAGUUGCAUCCAGAUGUUCUUGAUUCCAUACUUUCUAAAGCUGUUAAUGCUUUCAAGGCAGCUCUUGCAGCAAAAAGAGCUAGAGAAUUGGUGAGACAGAAGAGUGUAUUAAGAUCUUCAUCUCUUCCUGGAAAGCUUGCUGAUUGUUCAUCCACAAAUCCUGAAGAAUGUGAAAUAUUCAUAGUUGAAGGUGAUUCAGCUGGAGGAAGUGCUAAGCAAGGGCGUGACAGGCGAUUCCAGGCCAUUCUACCUCUAAGAGGUAAGAUUCUGAAUAUUGAAAGGAGGGAUGAAGCUGCAAUGUACAAAAAUGAAGAGAUCCAAAAUCUAAUUCUCGGUCUUGGCCUUGGAGUGAAGGGAGAAGAUUUCAAGAUGGAAGCACUCCGAUAUCAUAAGAUCAUUAUAUUGACUGAUGCUGAUGUAGAUGGUGCUCACAUUCGAACGCUACUACUAACAUUUUUCUUUAGAUAUCAGAGAGCUUUGUUUGAUGAAGGGUGUAUAUAUGUUGGUGUCCCACCACUGUAUAAGGUUGUAAGGGGAAAACAAGUAAACUACUGCUAUGAUGAUGCAGACCUUAAAAAACUUCGGAAAACAUUUCCUCCAAAUGCAUCAUACACCAUUCAAAGGUUCAAAGGGCUGGGAGAGAUGAUGCCUUUGCAAUUAUGGGAGACAACCAUGGAUCCAGAACGCAGGCUAUUGAAGCGAUUAACGGUUGAGGACGCAGCUGAAGCGAAUAUUGUUUUUUCAUCUCUUAUGGGUACUCGGGUGGAUGUUCGGAAGGAUCUGAUAAGAAAUUCCGCAAACACGAUUGAUUUUGAUCAGCUAGAUAUUUGAUGGUGCAACUUAUUGUGAAGCUGAAUGUUUUCCUUAGUAACCAUAACACAGAUAUUUUCAUAUAUGCCAUGGAAUGCAGAGAAGCAAGCAAGGCCCCCAUUUUUGUUGAUGUCAUUUGGUUAUGAAAGAACUACUGUUGUGCACAAGGGGAAUGGUCAUUUGUAAUGGAGGAAUUUGAUUUAUACCAAAAUGACUUCUCUUUUUUUCAUUUUU